UGUGCGGGGCGUGUCGGACCCAGGGACCUCCUGGGGCUCAGGCCCGGUUUGCCCCCCUUGUCCCGGAGCAGGCCCCGCCGCCGUUGCUAAGGCGUCGCCCCGCGUUGCUAGGGGCGUGUCCAAACGGGCCCCCAACUCUCGCGAGGUUUGCCUGCCCGUUGCCUGGAGACCGAGGCGCCGGCAGCCGCCGCCAUGGGACCCAAAAAGAAAGCCGAGAAAAAAGGGAAAGGGAGCAAAGCUCCAGCAGUGACAGAUGCCGUGUCCCCAGAGGAGAUGAGCAAGGAGCAGCUGGAGAUGCACGUUGCACGUCUCCGGGAGGAGCUGGACCGGGAGCGGGAGGAGCGGAACUACUUCAAACAGGAGGGUGAGAAGAUUCGCACGUUCCUGGAGGUGACGCGGCAGCGGCUGGAGGAGAAGAAAGCUGAGCUGAGGAACAGGGACCGGGAGAUGGAGGAGGCAGAGGAGCGGCAUCAAGUGGAGAUCAAGAUUUACAAGCAGAAGGUGAAGCACUUGUUACAGGAACACCAGGAGAACCUGACAGAGCUGAAGGUGGAGGGCAACCUGUCCAUGCUGCGGGCCCAGAAGGAUCACUUGGCUCAGGAGACGGAGCUGCGGAAGGAUGUGCGCUCCUUGAAAGUGGAGCUGAAGGAGCAGGAGCUGUCCAACGAGAUGGCGGUGAAGAACAUGCGCCUGAAACAAGAGGAGGACAUCAGCCAGCUGUGCAGCAACUUCGAGAGACAAGUGAGAGAGACUGAGGCCAAGUACACCAAGAAGCUGCAAGUGCUGCGGGAUGAGCUCGACCUGCGGAGGAAGACAGAGAUCCAUGAGGUGGAGGAAAGGAAGAACACCCAGAUCGACGAGCUCCUGAGGAACCACGAGAAGGCCUUUGCUGACAUGAAGAACUACUACAAUGACAUCACACUCAAAAACCUGGCACUCAUUGACUUGCUGAAGGAGCAGGUGGCAGAGAUGAAGAAGAAGCAGAAUCAACUGGAGAAGGAGAAGACAGAUGUGCUGCUCCAGAAUAAGCAGCUGAAGGAGCCCCUGCAGCAGGAGGAGCAGUUGUUUGAGCUGCAGAAGAAGUUAGCCCACUAUGACAAGGACAAGAUGGCCCUGAUGAACACAAAAGCCCGUCUGAAAGUCACACAAAAAGAGCUGAAGGAUCUCCAGUGGGAACAUGAAGGUGAGCAGAGGUUCAGGAAGGUGCAGGCAGAGCGUGAUGAGCUCUACCAGAAGUUCACCAAAGCCAUUCAUGAGGUGCAGCAGAAAACAGGCUUCAAGAACCUGCUCCUGGAGCGCAAGCUGAAAGGGCUCCUUGAAGUCCUGGAGAAGAAGGAGGUGGAGCUCAAUGAGGUCCUUGCAGCCUCCAACCUCGACCCUGUUGCCCUCUCCUUGGUCUCCAACAAGUUGAAGGAUGUGCUUGAUUCCAAGAACACCACCAUUGAGGACCUUCAGCAGGAGCUGGCCCGAGUCUGCAAGGCCCACAACGACCUGCUGCAGACCAUGGAGGCAAAGCUGACAGCCUUCGGCAUCCCCCUGGACAACCUGGGCUUCAAGCCCCUGGCCAUCCCUGUGCCGGGGCGCACGCUGGGGCAGGGUCCUGCCGGGCUCGUUGCGGUGCCCAUCUGAUGGCAGGUAGCACUUGGGGACACACUGAUUGUGCCCCUCUUGGGGCUCUGCACCAUCCAGCAGAUCGCAGUGAGCCUCUGGCAGGAUCCCCAAGAUCCUCCCUCUCCUCCCUCCCCCAGGUGGGGUUUCCUCCAGAGCAGCCCCUCAGAAAGGUGAUUUUUAGAGACGAAUGGUGCUGUUUUGAAG
Molecule: messenger RNA, 1815 nt
Organism: Calypte anna (Anna's hummingbird)
Lineage: Eukaryota; Metazoa; Chordata; Aves; Apodiformes; Trochilidae
Gene: GAS8
Product: growth arrest specific 8
Biological process (GO): flagellated sperm motility
Cellular component (GO): microtubule; motile cilium; Golgi apparatus
Molecular function (GO): small GTPase binding; microtubule binding
Source: RefSeq, a predicted model, not a curated record